AUGAUCGCCAACCGUUUGAUGGUCCCCCGUGAAUCAGUGAACGUGCCCGUUACCGGAAUAGGAGGAGCGAAGGUCUACGUGAGAGACAAGCUGGUUGUCACGAUGCAGUCUAGGUGUUCCAGUUUCUCUACUGACGUUGAAUGCCUUGUGGUACCGAAGGUGACCGGUAUUAUUCCUUCUGUCAAAAUCAACACCUCGUCCUGGCCAAUCCCUGUUGGAGUCCAGCUCGCUGAUCCUACGUUCCACACGCCUAAUAGAAUCGACAUGUUGAUCGGUGCCUCGAAGUUCUUUGCCUUGCUGAAGUCUGGUCAUAUCCAUCUAGCCGACGGUCUUCCCGAACUCCACGAGACUCAUCUGGGUUGGGUCUUCUCAGGAGAACUAGACAACGAAGUUUCCAACACUGUUCUGGCCCACCAUGUGUCGCUUGAUUCGCUUGGGGAAACAAUUAGUCGUUUUUGGGAAGUGGAAGAUGUUUCACAAUCCGCGAAGGAGGAAGUGGAGUCAGAUACGUGCGAAGAGAAUUUCCGCUCCACUCAUCGGCGAACGCAGACUGGACGGUACGUAGUUUCACUCCCUUUCCGAGAAGAUGUCGCAGUGCUCCAAGACAACCGUUCCGUAGCUCUUCGUCGUUUCUUGAUGCUCGAAAGGCGGUUUCAGAAGGAUCCAUCUUUGAAACAGCUGUACGUUGCCUUCAUAGCUGAGUAUGAAGCAUUAGGUCAUUGUCAGGAAGUUGAUGAAUCUAAUGACGAUCCUUCCGAAGGACGUUAUUACUUACCCCACCACGCGAUAUUACGCCCAACCAGUUCGACGACCAAGCUGAGGGUAGUUUUCGAUGCUUCAGCGAAGGGCACCCCGGAAAGCAAAUCUCUCAACGAAGUACUUCAAGUUGGAGGCGUCGUCCAGAGUGACUUGUUGAGUAUUCUUCUUCGAUUCCGGGGCCACCCUGUGGUGUUCACUGCUGAUAUAGCAAAAAUGUAUCGGCAAAUACUGGUAGCUGCAGAACACACACGAUUCCAACGGAUUUUCUGGCGAACCGAACCAAAUCAACGACUGCGAGUUCUUGAGCUGUUAACCGUCAUGUAUGGGACGGCAUCCGCGCCAUUUCUGGCCACGAGAUGUUUGGUUCAGCUGUGCAAGGAUGAGGGAAGCCGUUUUCCCAUUGCAGCUAAAAUUAUCACGGAAGAUUGUUACGUGGAUGACGUUCUUUCUGGUGCGGAUAGUGCAGAAGAAGCCGCUGAAGCACAGAGUCAACUGGAAGGUCUUCUCCAACUUGGUGGAUUCCCUAUUCACAAGUGGAGCUCAAACUGUCCGGAGUUGCUGGAGCGAAUCCCUGAGGAAAAUCGAGAAAAGUUGGUACGUCUGGAUUCCACUGCGGACAACGAAGUGAUCAAGACCCUUGGGCUUACCUGGAGUCCAAGUUCGGAUGAGUUUUUAUUUGUCACGAGGUCGAAGUUCCCAGCAGACUCAACUGAAACCUACACCAAGCGAAAGGUGUUCUCGGAAAUCGGAAGGCUUUUCGAUCCUUUGGGCUUGGUCUCUCCCAUCAUCGUGGUUGCCAAAAUCCUUAUGCAGAAGUUAUGGACCGCUGGUCUGUCUUGGGAUGAGAAACUUGAAGGAGAAUUGCUUCAGUCUUGGUUGAAGUUCCGCGAUGCUCUGCCACAAAUGUGUGAAAUGAAAAUCCCUCGACGUGUUAUUCCAUCCACCGCCGUUGCCAUGGAAAUCCAUGGAUUUUGCGAUGCGUCUAUCUCGGCGUACGGCGCCGUCUUGUACGUACGAAGUGUGUUCCCCGAUGGCAGCGCCGAGUUGCGACUCCUUUGUAGCAAAUCAAGGGUUGCUCCGAUAGCCGAAUUGAGCAUUCCAAGAAAAGAGUUGUUGGCAGUUGUUGAUGACGUUGUCCUUUGGUCAGACAGCCAAAUAGUGCUUGCCUGGUUGCGCAAGCCACUGACCUCUCUUCAAGUGUUCGUAAGGAAUCGUGUCUCGGAAAUCGUCACGGAAACCCAAGACUACACCUGGAAGUAUGUCUCUACGAAGGAGAAUCCCGCAGAUAUUGUGUCAAGAGGAUCCCUGCCCAAAGCCUUAAUGUGUAAUGAGUUGUGGUGGAAGGGUCCCUCAUUCCUACAAGAAGCAAGGUACGAAAUCGAGCCGCCAAAUCAGCUACCAGAUGCGGAGUUGCCUGAAAUGAAAUUGACACCUUUCGUCUCUGCAGCUGUAUACAACGUCGAUGAUCUUCCUGUGUUUACCAAGUUCAGCUCGUUUCGGAAGCUGCAAAGGGUCAUCGCAUUAUCUCGCUUUAUCUCGAACUGUAGAGUCAAGGAUCCCAAGCUCCGAAACCGUGUGCGUUACCUCACUGUUCCCGAGUUGAGGCGAUCGUUGGAGACCAUCAUCAAGGUUGUGCAACAUGAAGUGCUUAGUGAUGAAAUCAACCGCAUCGAGAACAACGAACCGUGUAAACGAAUUGCCUCCCUGAACCCUGUGUGCCAGAACGGAAUCCUGCGAGUGGGAGGCAGAUUGAAGAAUUCGCCCGUAUUGACCAUGACCAAACACCCGUAUAUCUUGCCGAGGCAUCCGAUUGUCGAUCUUUUGAUCAGAGCGUACCAUCUUGAGAACAUGCACGUAGGUCCGUCAAGUUUGUUGGUAAUUCUUCGAGGUCGGUUUUGGUUGACAGAAGGUAGGUCUGCUGUACGAAAAAUCACGAGAAGCUGCGUUAUAUGUUUCCGCGCCAGGCCAACAAUGACAACUCAGCUGAUGGGAGAUCUGCCUGCUUGUCGUGUGACUCCUGCCCACCCGUUUGAGGUAACCGGCGUGGACUAUGCGGGCCCAGUUUUCGUGAAACAAGGACGACGGAAGCCAGUUGUGGAGAAGGCAUACAUUGCUGUAUUCGUGUGCAUGGUGACACGCGCCGUGCACUUGGAGUUGGUCUCAGAUAUGACCACGGAGGCGUUUAUUGCUGCAUUGCAACGUUUCGUUAGCAGGAGGGGACUACCUCGAGAAAUGCACUCGGAUAAUGGUUCAAACUUUCGGGGUGCGAAAUCGGAACUGAAUGAGCUGUACAAACUUUUUCGGUCUCAAUAUGCGCUUCAUGAAAUUGAGGGAUUUUGCCUAUCGAAGGAAAUUGCCUGGAGUUUCAUUCCACCGGAGGCACCGAAUUUCGGGGGCCUCUGGGAGGCAGCCGUUAAAAGUGCCAAAUAUCAUCUAAAACGCACUUUGAAGGACACUCAUUUGACUUUCGAGGAAUAUAUAACAGUUUUGACGCAGGUUGAGGCUAUUUUGAACUCUCGCCCGCUCUAUGCUACCUCACCCGAUCCUGACAAUCCUGAGGUACUCACCCCUGGUCAUUUUUUGAUCGGGCGACCGAUAAACGCCAUUGCGGAACCGAGCUACCAAGACAUCGCUGCUAACCGGCUUGGACGAUGGCAGUUUCUUCAAAAGCUACGGGAAAACUUCUGGAAAAAGUGGAAGAACGACUACCUCCAGAGUUUGCAACAACGCACCAAGGAUUACAUCAGGAAGCACAAUCUGCAGCCCGGGAUGGUCGUGCUUCUGGAAGAGCAGAACAUGCCGCCACUAAGUUGGAAGUUGGGAAAGAUCGUUCGAACAUAUCCCGGAUCCGAUGAAUUGGUGCGCACAGUCGACGUGAAGAUUGGCGGCACUGUGUAUAAACGUCCCGCUUCGAAGAUAGCAGUGCUUCCCAUCCAGGACAACCAACGUUCCGAGAAUGCUUCUCAGCCCGGGGGAGAAUGUUCACGCCCGAACGUGAACGGCGACUGA
Messenger RNA from Aedes albopictus (Asian tiger mosquito), 3768 nucleotides. RefSeq lists its product as uncharacterized. The record is from RefSeq and is a predicted model, not a curated record. Gene Ontology annotation, molecular function: nucleic acid binding. The transcript has a single exon. Bases 1 to 3768 code for a protein of 1255 amino acids. NCBI's taxonomy places the organism in Eukaryota, Metazoa, Arthropoda, Insecta, Diptera, Culicidae. Gene Ontology annotation, biological process: DNA integration.